This is a messenger RNA of Botrytis fragariae, 12129 nucleotides long. Its product is annotated as putative polyketide synthase protein. The transcript is spliced from 2 exons. Gene Ontology annotation, biological process: secondary metabolite biosynthetic process; fatty acid biosynthetic process. Gene Ontology annotation, molecular function: 3-oxoacyl-[acyl-carrier-protein] synthase activity; phosphopantetheine binding; fatty acid synthase activity. The coding region runs from base 1 to 12129 and encodes 4042 amino acids. The record is from RefSeq and is a predicted model, not a curated record. Lineage: Eukaryota; Fungi; Ascomycota; Leotiomycetes; Helotiales; Sclerotiniaceae.
AUGCCUCAACAUGAACCUAUAGCCAUUAUUGGCACUGCCUGCCGUUUUCCUGGUGGAUCUUCGUCACCAGGCAGUCUCUGGGAGCUCUUGAAGAACCCGAGAGACCUCCUGAAAGAAAUACCUUCAAGCCGCUUUAACGCGCAUGGGUUUUAUCACAAAGAUGGUGAUCAUCAUGGAGCAACAAACGUUAUCCAGUCGUACUUACUCGAUGAAGACCAUCGGGCCUUUGAUGCUUCUUUUUUUAAUAUCAGCCCCCGCGAGGCAGAAGCGAUGGAUCCACAACAGCGAUAUUUAUUGGAAGUAGUUUAUGAGGCAAUUGAGGGUGCAGGAUACCCAAUUGAUAAACUUAGAGGAUCAGAUACAUCUGUAUCUGUUGGAGUGAUGACUGGCGACUACCAUGAUCUCCAGCUUCGGGACAUUAGCUCAAUCCCACAACACUUGGCGACUGGUACCUCGCGCAGCAUACUUUCAAAUCGUAUAUCUUACUUCUUCGAUUGGAAGGGCCCUUCUCUUACCAUUGAUACUGCUUGUUCGUCGAGUCUUGUCGCUGUACACCAGGCGAUAACUAGCAUUCGGCAGGGUUCCCCUAUCGCAGUCGCUGCUGGUGCAAAUCUGAUUCUUGGACCCGAAACUUUUAUCUUUGAGUCAAAGCUUCAUAUGCUAUCUCCAACGGGUCGAAGCCGCAUGUGGGAUGAUAGAGCGGAUGGAUAUGCUCGUGGUGAAGGCUUUGCAGCAGUUGUACUAAAGCCGUUAAGCAAAGCCAUUCAGGAUGGGGAUCAUAUUGAGACGAUUAUUCGCGCAUCUGGUUCGAAUCAGGAUGGCUACGGUCCGAAGGGACUUACAAUGCCAGUUGCAGAGUCACAGCUCAAGUUGAUUGAAAGAACGUAUGCUGAUGCUGGUUUGGAUCCCAAGAACCCAUGCGAUCGCUGCCAGUAUUUUGAGGCUCACGGUACCGGAACUCUUGCUGGAGAUCCAGUUGAAGCCGAAGCAGUGUCCCGCGCUUUCUUUUCUGCAGGGGAAGUGGUAAGUCGUGAUAAGGUUCUUCACUUAGGAUCGAUAAAGACCGUCAUUGGGCACUUGGAGGGUACAGCGGGUCUUGCAGGAUUGAUUAAAUCAUCUCUGGCCGUUCAACAUGGAAUCAUUCCUGCCAACUUGUUGUUUAAAAAGCUGAACCCCACCAUCAAACCAUUCUAUACGAACUUGAAGGUUCCUACAGAGGCAACGCCAUGGCCCGAACUUCCUAGUGGAGUUCCUCGACGGGUGAGUGUCAACAGCUUUGGCUUUGGAGGAACCAAUGCACAUGUGAUCAUUGAGAGUUAUACACCUUCUAAUGAUCCAGCAAAGGCCGUGGGCACAGAUGGUACAGCAACAGCACUUUUUCGACGGGCCAAGAACAAGCCUGUUUUACCUCUCAUCCUCUCUGCAAAUUCUGAAUAUUCCAUGAUAGAGAUGGUGAGAUCAUACAGCAAGCAUCUCAGCAAAUACCCCAGACUGGAUCUUGCGAGUCUUAACUGGACAUCGAUAGUUCAUAGAUCCAUGUUCCAAUACAGGCUUUCAUUUCCGGCUUCGGAAUUGAAUGUUCUUCAAGAUGCAAUGUCUCGAAAAAUAUCCGAACUCGAAACAUCAAGGAAAGAAUUUACUAGGAUAAAUUCAAGACCAAACAUGCCGAAGUCACAGCUUUUAGGCAUAUUCACGGGACAAGGAGCGCAGUGGCCAGGUAUGGGUGCAUCCCUAAUCAAGUCAUGCAGAAUGUUUGCCCAAUCCAUUCAAAGCAUGGAUGAAGCUCUGGCGGACCUACCAGAUGGCCCGUCUUGGACACUGAUGGAAGAGCUACAAGCACCAAGUGAUAAAACCAAAAUCCAUGAAUCCGCCAUUUCUCAGCCAGCCUGCACCGCACUUCAGAUUGCUCUUGUGGAUUUAUUGAAUUAUAUUGGAAUAUCAUUUAGUGUGGUAGUUGGUCACUCUUCUGGGGAGAUUGCAGCAGCAUAUACCACAGGAUGCAUUUCUGCGAAGGAUGCUAUCCGAAUUGCAUAUUACCGAGGAAUUCAUACCCAGCUGGCAGGUGGGCUUGAUAUGGAGACUGGUGGAAUGAUGGCAGUAGGAUAUUCCUUCAACCAAGCCACUAUCUUCUGUGAGCAAGACCAAUGGGAGGGACGGCUUGUAGUCGCUGCCAGUAAUGGCCCUCGAGGUACAACAUUAUCGGGCGACUAUGAUGCGAUCAUAGAGGCUAAAGAGGUCUUAGAAGAAGAAGGAACUUUCACAAGAAUUUUGAAAGUCGACAAAGCAUACCACUCCCAUCACAUGAAUCGAUGUGGUGAGCCCUACGUGAAGUCUUUGAACGCUUGUGGAAUCAAGUCUUCGUAUCCAUCCACUGGCGUGUGGGUUUCUAGUGUUCGUGCAUCUGGUGAUUUUGAUGACGAAGCUAUCUCGGCCUUGAGCGGUCCAUAUUGGAAGGAAAAUAUGGCUAAUCCCGUUUUGUUCUCUCAAGCUGUUACUCAAGCUCUUAAAGAAUACGGCAGCUUCGAUGCUGCCUUGGAGAUUGGUCCACACGCGGCGUUAGCUGGCCCAGUGAUACAGACAGCUAAAGACCUAGACAAAGACGUUAGUUUUUCUUAUCAUGGUGUUCUGCAUCGCAACCAAGAUGAUAUCACAUCAAUCUCUGCAGCCCUUGGGUCACUCUUAACGACAAUCGACAGACCUCAGAUCAACUUAAAACGGUACGCGGAGCUUUUCGCGAACGACGAUCUAGCUCCGUUGACUUUUCUUAAAGGAUUGCCAUCUUAUCCUUGGAACCAUGAAAAGUUGUUCUGGAAAGAAUCCCGCGUAUCCGAACGAUUUCGUCUCCGCCAGCAACCGAUUAACGAGCUAUUGGGAGUUAGAUCUCCUGAUGAUAACGACGAUGAAAUUCGCUGGAGAAAUACGCUGCGCUUACAAGAACUUCCUUGGGCAUCGGGACAUUGCUUCCAGCAUCAGGUGCUAUUUCCCGCAGCCGGAUACGUAUCCAUGGCUGUGGAGGCGUCAGCAAGUCUUGCAAAAGGGGAGGAAAUUCGAACCCUCAUACUCUCCAAUCUUCAGAUUCUCAAGGCUAUAACACUAGAGGAGACUGCUGGAGUUGAAAUUCUUUUCACACUUAGUAAAGAAGAAAUGGAUGUCAACGAUGACCGAACCAUCAAAGGCCACUUCGCUCUCUACGCGCGUACUAAAGAGGGCUCCAAAGAAAUGGACAAGCACUUCUCCGGAAACAUGACGUUGAAAUUAGGAGAUCUGAUCACUCAGACAUUUUCAGUACGAUCCAGACCUCAGACAAAACUUAGGAACGUCGACGUCGGAAGGUUUUACGAGUCUCUAUCUAGUAUCGGACUUGAUUAUAGCGAUGCAUUUCGAGGUAUUACGGCGAUUGACCGGCAAAUGAACGUGUCACAGAUAGAAGUCUCGAGAAUGGACCACCGAUCAAGAGAUAGCAGAUUGCUUGUACAUCCUGCAUUUUUGGAUUCGUGCCUUCAGGGCCUUUUUGCUGCAUUCGCUGCGCCAGACGAUGGGACCAUCUGGACGACGUAUCUGCCUACCUCGAUCCACAAGGCUGUCUUUAGUCUUGGGACACUCAGGAGCGUCCAAAGUGAAACUGCUCAUGUUGAUUGCUAUGUGACGAAUGGUUCUCCGUUGUCAAUUGUGGGAGAUAUCGAGAUUUUCAACUCGAGAGACCAUAUGCAGAUCCAGCUGGAAGGCCUCAAAUGUGACGCAAUAGCGAAAGCAACUAUCAACAAUGAUCGUAAACUCUUUGCAAAAGUCGAUUGGGAACUUGACACCUUUGGAUCUUUUAACGACGAGGUUCAAGUAGAUAUCGUAAGAUCCAAAGAGGGGCAAAUUGCGGAGAUCUGUGAGCGGCUAUCCUAUUUUUACCUGCGCAAUCUUCGGGCGCGUAUUUCCCCACAGGAACAGAGUACCAUGAAAUGGCAUUUUCAGAGGCUGCUGGCCUUCACAGAUCAUGUUUUACCCCUUCUUGAAAGCGGCGCGUAUCCAACUGUCGAUCCACAGUGGAUUAAAGAUGAUGAACACAUUCUAGAUUCCCUUCCACAAGGAUUCUCUGAUGAUGUUGAUGUUCAGAUUGUCCAGGCAGUUGGCUCGAAUCUUGUUGAUAUAGUUCGAGGCCAAAAAGAAACACUCGAGGUGAUGAGAGAAAACAACAUGCUGAAUCGUCUCUACAUUGAAGGUAUAGGAACUCAUCAGUGCAACGAGCAUGUCUCUGGAAUAGUAAGACGGAUCUCCCAUCGAUACCCUCACAUGAAAAUUCUCGAGAUUGGAGCAGGCACAGGUGGAACCACGCGAUAUGUUGCCAAGGGUUUAGGUCACAACUUCUCCCAAUAUUACUAUACAGACAUUUCGACGGGAUUUUUUGAACGUGCAAGAGGUAUUCUUGAUGGUAGUAAGACUGUCUUCAUGACUCUCGACAUUGAAAAGGACCCGAUGAAGCAGGGUUUCGAAGCCAGUUCUUUUGAAAUGAUUGUAGCUUCAAAUGUUCUUCAUGCAACGAAAUUCCUCAAGGAAACAAUGAAAAGAGUCAGGUCAUUAUUAAAACCAGGAGGUCAUCUUCUACUGUUGGAAACAACAGGACAGUGGUUAAGAAGUCAAUUUGUGAUGUGUGGCUUACCAGGCUGGUGGCUUGGUUUUGACGAUGGCCGGAAAUACGCUCCUAUAAUCGCAGAACGCCAAUGGCAUAGCCUGCUCCAGAAUACCGGGUAUUCUGGUCUCGACUUAGUGGCGCGUGAUUCUUCAAAUUCAUCAUCACAUUCAAUAUCUGUAAUGCUCACUCAAGCUGUUGAUGAGCGUGUAGAAGCGUUGCGACAGCCACUUGCAUUUCCAGACGUGAUACCAAAAGUUGACCGUUUCAUUAUUCUCGGAGGUGACUCACUUCGUACUUCGUGGAUUAUAAGGGACAUACAAAAACUCCUGCGCCCUUGGAAUAACGAAAUUGAAAUACAGUCAUCGGUUGAAAAUGUCACAACAUUCAAGGAUUCUGGAACUCUAGCAAUUCUAUCUUUAAUAGAUUUUGACGAUCCAUAUUUUCACGACAGAACAGUAUCAAAGCUUGAGGCGUUGCAAAACAUGCUUGGUGCUGCAAAAUAUGUUGUCUGGGCUUCUCACGGAAGUCGUACGGAAAAGCCUUUUGCAAACAUGAUGGUUGGGUUGGCUCGAACUCUUCGACACGAAAUCCCUGACCUAAUGUUUCAAAUACUUGACAUUGAAGAUACAGACAAAGAGAUGACGGUGCCACAGACUGCGAAUCAUAUAGCCACUACAGUUCUGAGACUCAUAUUAUCCAGUUCUUGUAACUUGACAGAAAAUACACUUUGGUCGAAUGAACCAGAGCUUUUAAUAAAAGGAGGAAAGAUAUGGAUCCCAAGGGUUAAUGCAGCACCCAAGCUUAACGAUCGUUUGAACUCUGCUCGGCGAAAGGUUAAAUCUAAUGUAGAUCUGGAGCGGACUCAAAUACAGAUCUACCAAAAGGAAGCCACACGCCAAUGGUCCAUACGUGCCGCCCAAAACGGGAUUUCCAAACUUAUCAUACCCGAAGGUCAUAUUCUAAUUCAGCUAAAAUUCUCUUUAAUGCAUUCAAUCCGAGUUUUAGCCGGGUCCUUCUUCUUUGUUUGCUUUGGAGAGGAGGUUGGGACAGGCAGAAGGAUGAUUGCACUUUCCCAAUCGAGAACUUCCGCCAUUGUAAUUCCGGUUUCUUGGGCCACUAUUUGCCAAGUUAACGAUGAAGAAGCUCCUAGAUACCUGUGGGAGUUUGCAUGCUGCCUGAUAGGAAGAAGUAUUAUCGAAGCUAGCCCAGUAUCUGCCAUAUCUUUAGUCCAUGAACCAGAUCAGUACCUAAGAACAAUUCUAUCAACCCAGGCAAACCAAGCAGGCAUGGAUAUUCGUUACACGAGAACUCACAGUUCCUUGGAAAUAAAGGACGACUCUAUUGUGAUUCAACCGCUUGAUUCCACAAGACGUAUUCGAGCUGUUCUCCCACAAAACGUUUCAUCGGUUUUUGAUAUGAGUGACUCCGCCGAGACAUAUGCUGCUAUGGCUAAAUGUGCACCUCAUAUCUUUUGGCAUCCAAUUUCAUGGACUUUUGGCAUCAGAUCAAUACUAUGCCCUGAUUGUUCUUCUCUUUCUAUCGAAAAAAUACUUAGUGAGAUUUCUGGAUUGCUAAACCUGCCUGGCAUUGUUUCUGAAGAGAAGUGUACUUUGAUAAGCUCAAAUGUAAAGACACAAGUAAACCACACUCUCUGUGCAACACUGAACUCUCAUACUUUUCCGGAUAGUCGAGUCAUUCCCGCUGCCGCUUUCGCCAACAAUGAUCCGCCAAGAGUCGAUCCCUUCACUAUCAUAUCGUGGGGGGAGCCAUCAACCACUGUUCCUGUUUGUGUGGAUCCUGUGGAUGCUACCAAAUUGUUCUCUCACGAAAAGACUUAUCUUUUGGUUGGCCUUACCGGCGAACUUGGGCAGUCAUUGGCCCGAUAUAUGGUUAUCAAUGGGGCGAAGCAUAUUGUUCUCACCAGUAGAAACCCACAGGUUCAUAGCCAAUGGCUUGUAGAAAUGGAGACUCUAGGAGCCAUUAUCAAGAUCAUCCCGCUAGAUAUAUCCAAUCGAACUGCUCUCAAAACGGUGGUUAAAAAUGUGAGAUCAACCAUGCCACCGAUUGGUGGUGUUGCAAAUGCAGCGAUGGUCCUUUCAGAUCAAACGUUCAUAAAAAUGAGCCAUGACCAGCUAGAGAAGGUUCUACUUCCGAAAGUCAAUGGCAGUCGGUAUCUCGAUGAAAUAUUCUACUCUGACAAGAGCCUUGAUUUUUUCGUUCUGUUCUCUUCCCUUGCGGCCGUGGUGGGAAACCGUGGACAGGCAAACUACAACAUAGCAAACAUGUUCCAAGCUAGCUUAGCUAGACAAAGAAGAAGGCGUGGUGUCGUUGCAUCUGUCAUGAAUAUUGGAAUGAUUAUUGGACUCGGGUACCUCUCGAGGUUUGGAACGAAGUACGAAGAAAUUUUCCAGAAGAUGAAUUUCAUGCCUAUAUCCGAACACGAGCUCCACAUUAUUUUUGCAGAGGCUAUAAAUGCAGGCAGAUCGAGGUUUGAAGAUGAUUGUGAGAUGAUUGUAGGAUUACAAGAGGCCACGGGUGCCGAGGAUGCUGAAAAUCCUCCGGCCUGGUUCAAAGAUCCUCGAUUCUCGAAUCUGAUUCAUACUCGCUCCGCAGUUACAGAUAGCACGGCUUCGAAAAAAAAUACUGUUUCUGUGGCAGAGAAAUUAGGCCAAGCAACAAACUACUCUGAAGUCCGAUCAAUACUCGAAGAUGCUCUAACUACCAGCUUAGGGCUCAUGCUUCAUAUGUCAAGAGAUCAGCUAGAUGUCAGUACUCCUCUGACUGGUCUUGGAAUUGACUCUCUUAUUGCCGUUGAUCUCCGAACAUGGCUACAUACUCAGCUGCAAGUAGAUAUACCAAUCUUCAAGUUGCUGAGCGGCUCCAGUGUGUUGCAAUUAUGCGCUGAUAUAGUACCAAAGCUUGGCACGGAACUCUUGCCAAAAAUUGAUAAGUGUGAUUUUCCAAAAGAUAUGUUAGCUGAAUCCCACACGAAAGGCUAUUCCACAAUGAAUAAAGAUGAUUCAACGGAAAAAAUCAAGCCUCUCAUUGCGAUUCAAUCUACAGAGACUCCGCAAUCGAAUUCCCGAAGUACCGCUUCUGACAACAGAAAACUAUUUGCGGAAGCAGAAUCUCCAGAUUCUUUUCCGAGUUCGACUGCUAUCACUGGUAGUACAUCUUCCAUGAGAGAAUCUGUAUCAACAGAUGAUGGCAUGAAUAUUUUGAGAAAAGGAAAAGCUUCUGUAGGCCAGUCAUCACUAUUAUUUGUGCGUGAUUAUCUGAGAGACAAGUCCGCUUCCAACGUCGGUAUACAAUUCACGUUGCGGGGUCCGCUUGAUAUUAAGCGCUUUGAGAAUGCCAUUGAUGAGGUGAUUGCAAAGCACGAAAUCUUAAGAACGGCCUUUUCUCAAGAUGUGGAAUCAAAGAAUCACAUUCAGAUGGUUUUGGAGCAUUCUUCGUUCAAAUUACAGCACAAAACAUUGUCUUCAGAUCAUGAUGUAAGGCUGGAACACGAAAAGCUUAUGACCGCCGAGCUUGACCUUUCCCAUGGCAAUACCAUAGCUGCAGUUCUCAUUAAACGUUCUACCAAUAUUCAUGAGGUCAUUUUCUGCUAUCAUCAUGUUGUUCUUGAUGGUCUGAGUUGGCGAUUGUUUGUUGAUGAGCUCCACCGAGCUUACAGCGGUCAUGGACUUCUACCCCUCAGCUUCCAUCAGAUUGAUUUUGCCCAAAAGGAAGAGGAAGCAAUCAGGAGCGGUCAGCUUAUAUCGGAGCUGGCGUAUUGGAAAAACGAAUUUUCGCAACUACCAGAAACAUCACCCCUCUUACCUAUCUCUAAGGUGCCCUGCCGUCACACUCUGGAAGUAUACAACACCAGUACGGUAUCUUUGAAUUUGGACAUCAAUGUAGCAGCUCGAAUCCGAAAAGCAAGCAAAGCGCUGAAUGUAACCCCGUUUCAAUUUUAUUUAUCUACCCUCCAAGUCCUUCUAUUCAAAUUGGUUGGCACUACCGAUCAAUGCAUUGGGAUUGUUGAUGCUAAUAGAUCCGAGCUUGACUUCGUCAGCACGAUGGGAUAUUUUAUAAACAUGUUGGCUCUAAGAUUAAAUGUGAAUGAAUCCCACAGCUUUCAUGAAGUUAUCACACAAGCACGGAAAAAAGUUCAUCUCGCCAUGGAGAAUUCUAGGCUGCCGUUUGGCGUUCUUCUAGACGAACUGAAAGUUCCACGAUCAACAGCCCAUUCUCCUUUAUUCCAAAUAUUGAUGAAUUAUCGGCUCGGCGCCCUUGAGCAAGAGAUGAUUGGAGAUUGUGAGCUUACUGGCAUGGAAGGGACCAUACCCAAAACACCUUACGACAUGACGCUUUUAGUAACGGAGUCCUCAAAGGGAUAUUCUGUUGUACAACUAGAUGUCCAGAAGUAUCUCUAUUCUGACGACGACACCCAUCAAGUUUUGUUAACAUAUGCCCAUUUACUGGAUACCUUUUCGAGUGACCCUUCGACUAAGAUCAAAAACUGCAGUGCUUUCAGCCCAACGAUGACCACAGAAAGUCUUAACUUUGCACAUGGAAACAUUUCGUUAGAUCUUGACCGCUCAGAGACAUUGCUAAACUAUAUCUCGCAACACUUUAGUCACAAUAACAGCAUAGCUAUCAACGACGGGUAUGGUCAGAUUAUCAGUUAUGGAGAUUUAAAGAAGAGAGUGCAUACGCUCGUUUCGACUUUGAAAGCAGCAGGUAUUGGAAGUUCUGCACACGUGGCUCUCCUAUGCGAACCAUCUGCGGAUUUUGUAUGUGCGUUGUUAGCCAUAUGGUAUCGCGGGGCAACGUGUAUUCCGCUUGAUCUAAGUAAUCCAACUGCACGCUUGGACGCCAUAAUCAAGGAAUGUCGCCCACUAGCCACAAUAUUUCACGAGCAAAGUCACGACAUAUUUUCCCACUUGAGUUCAAAAAAUAUUACUGGUAUUGGGAUUCAAAUUCCGCACGAUAUAGAAACAUCAGACCUAGGCCAAGAAGCUAUCAAAAAUCUAGCCGACUCAGACACACCUGCUUUCAUUCUAUACACCAGUGGAACAACAGGUAAACCGAAGGGUAUAUCGCUCACACACCUCAAUAUCACGAACUCCAUUCUAGGCAUUCGAAAGUGUCUCAACCUGCACCAAGAGACAGUACUUCAACAAAGUUCAUUAGGAUUCGAUUUGUCCGCUGCGCAAAUUCUCAUUGCUAUAGCGGGUGGCGGAACUCUGAUUAUUCCCAAACGUGAGCUUAGAGGAGAUGCAAUUGAGCUCUCAAAGCUGAUUCUGCUUGAACAAGUGACGUUGACCUUUUGUGUGCCGUCCGAAUAUUCCGUCCUGCUUCGCUUUGGAAAUGCAAUUCUGAAACAAUGCUCGAACUGGAAGAUAGCAAUGAGUGCAGGUGAAAAGAUGACAAGUAGAAUUAAGAAGAAUUUUCGCGAUCUUGAGAGCUCUGUUCGACUUGUCAACGCAUAUGGACCUGCGGAAACGACCAUUAUCUCACACCUUGCCAACUCCUCUUAUAAGUUAAGCGAAGUUACGGACGAAGGGGAAGAAUUUGAGACAGUUGGAAGAUCGCUACCAAAUUUCUCGACCUACAUACUAGAUAAAUCGGGAAAUCAGCUCCCGCUAGGAUUUCCCGGGGAAAUAUGCAUUGGUGGCCCUAGCGUUAGCCCUGGCUAUAGCCACAACGACGCCUUAAAUCAGCAGAAGUUUGUACCUAAUCCGUUUUCAAGUCGGCAUGAAAAAGAGCUUGGAUGGGACAGAUUAUAUCGCUCUGGUGAUCAAGGAAGAUUACUAAAGGAUGGCUCUUUAGUCCCACUUGGUCGAAUCGAUGGAGAUCAGCAAAUCAAACUCCGAGGGAUGCGUGUAGAACUGGGAAGCAUUGAAAGUAGCAUUCUUACAACGGCACGCGGAGUAAUUAGUGACGCAGUCGUGGUCGAAAGAGGACAACCUAUCUUUCUAGUUGGGUUUGUCACCUUUGUAGAGGAAAAACGGCCUGCAGACCCUGACAACUUUCUCUACACGCUCAUCGAGGACCUACCUGAGCCUGAGUACAUGCGGCCAACGAUAAUUGUACCCCUUGAAAAAAUUCCACAGGGGCCAAAUGGGAAAACGGACAGGAAUGCCCUAAAGAGAAUCGUUGUGGAUCGAAACCCUAAGACCAAGCCAACUGACAACGAGUCACUUACAGCAAAUGAACUUAAACUUUCGCAGCUAUGGCGGAGUUUACUCUUCGAGAACGAAGCCGCGCCACUAAAUAUUUACAAACAUACAGAUUUUUUCACCGUGGGGGGUACCUCCCUGCUUUUAGUGGAACUACAGCAUCUGUUACAACAAGAAAUUCGCGUCGAAAUCCCACUCCAAUCGCUGUUCCAGGCGAGCUCACUUCACAAAAUGUCUAGAUUCCUUGUACCAGAUGCCGUAAAAGCUAUCUCUCGGAUCCAGAUAGACUGGACCGAAGAAACUAGUAUUUCUCAUGAUCUUUUAAAUACUGAAAGGCUACUACCAGCCCCGAACAAGAAUCAAGGAAUCCGCGUUGCGCUCACAGGAGCUUCUGGAUUUCUCGGAACAUCAUUACUUCGCCGCCUUAUUGAUCUCGACUCUGUAUCUGAAAUUUACUGCCUCGCAGUCCGUCAUAAAGAUGGAUCUCCUUCCAGGGCUUUCCAGACACACUCAGAGAAAGUCAAGAUAUACUCUGGCGAUUUGUCUAUCCCCCUUCUCGGUCUCUCAGAAGACAGUUUCAACUAUUUCUGUCAUAACGUUGAUGUGAUAAUACAUAACGGCGCAGAGGUUUCAUUUCUUAAAACCUACUCUGACUUGCGUGCGUCCAACGUUUCUUCAACAAAGAACCUCGUCAGGCUGAGUUUACUUCGUCGUGUACCCUUACAUUUUAUCUCCACUGCUGGUGUCGCGCAACUUGUCACCACAGACGUUCCUCUCACAGAAUCGAUGACAGCCUCUGCAUUAUCCAAUCCAAGAGAGGAUACAGAUGGCUAUGUAUCUAGUAAGUGGGUGAGCGAAAGAUAUCUGGAGAACGCUACCAAGAAACUCGGAUCAAAGGUCUUUGUACAUCGUCCAAGUUACAUCUUGGGGAAUGAGACAAUAUCCACAGAUGUCAUUGGGUCUUUGUUAGAAUACUCGAGAAAAAUGUCCAAAGUUCCUUUGCUAAGAGGAUGGAAAGGAGAUUUCGAUUUUGUGAGCAUGAGAACUGUAGUGAACGAUGUAGUUGGCGCGUGUCUUCAAUCGGUGUCUGAUUGGGAGCACGGUGAUGAAGCGGGAAGAUUGCAGGUUCAACACCUGUGUGGGGAAGUGAAGGUUCCUUUGAAUCAACUGAAAGAGUAUGUGAGUGGUGAGGAUGGUCGUCACGUGGAAGAGGUAGAGCUUGAGGAGUGGAUCCGAGAAGCUAAUCUUGUGGGGCUUCCAAAAACAAUGGGAAUGUAUUUGGAAAAUUUGGUUACACAGGGUAUGAGGAUGCCAAUAAUUGAAAAGAUUAAGGCAGCAUAG